CAUCAGCUGUUUAACAACAGAUAAGUUAAUUAUAAACAUGUUUUAGACGAAGCGUGUUAUUUGUGUUACUUUGGUAUUGUUUAAAUCCAAUGAAAUACGUGAAAAUAUUAAACAAAUUAAAUAACUAAAUUCCUCCUUUACUUAAAUAUUACCAAUAUGGAUUUCGUGAAAUUCGAAAGCGCCAGGGAAAAGGAGCGCAUUCGCCAACAGCUACGAGAGGCUCGGGAUCAAAUGCUCGAUCAGGCCAAGUUGCGAAGAGAGCAGAGGCUUCAACGAGAAGCAGCACAGGAAUUACGUGGUGAAGCCAAUUGGAUGUUACCCACCGUAGCUGCGAAAAUUGAUAAGCUUGGUAAGAAGGCGAGUGAAUCUAAAAGAUUUAAAAAGAAAAAGGAAAAAAGUAAGUUGAAGAAGUCAAAGAAAAGGGGAAAACAUAGCAAGAAUAGCAAAAAAUACUCGUCUUCAGAGUCUGAUCCAGAUACCUCAGAGAUAGACAGUGCUGAUAGCUCAUCGGAUGGGGAGCCCAGUAGCUCUUCCAAAAAGAAGAAAAGGAAGAAGAAGAAGAAAGAGUAUUCAUCUUCGGGCUCAGAUUCAUGGGAUAUGCCCAGUGAUCAAAGCACAUCGGAAGAUGAAAAGAAAAAAGCGGAAAAAUCAAUAUCAAAAAAUAAGAAAAAGCUUAAAGAAAGCUCAUCAAGCUCCACUUCGAGUACGGAUUCAUCUGAUUCCGAUAGUGACAGUUCUUCCGAAGAAGACGUACGUAAAAAAAUUAAAAAGGAGCUCAAACGUAAGCAAAACGAAUUAUCAGCAUCAGAUAGCAAAAAUAAGAAAACGAAUAGUCAAAAACGAAAUCAUGAUGAUAGUGAUAGCGAUGAGGUGGAGAAAUGGGUAGAAAAACCACCUCCACCAUCCUCCACUUCAAACGUACAAUUAGCACGGGACAGCUGGAUGACAGAUCCGUUAUUGCUAAAGACGUUUAGCAAGGACCGAAAAGAUAAAGAACCUUCUCAUAAACAAAAUUAUGAAGUUUACGAUCCAGCUAAGAGUAGCCGUGAGCUAAAUCCAUACUGGAAAUCUACAGGUACAGGAUUGCCCGGUUUCAAAAUGCCCAAUGAGGACAAUGAUAACGAUAGUGAUGAUGAACGUUUAGCAAAUGCUUUUGACUCUUCUUCUAGUAAAGCCGGUGGUAGCGGUGUGUCAAAAAAUUGGCGUAAAAAAACAGAUGAGCUGUUAUCAAGCAAAAAAGAACCCGCCUCCAUGUCAAUUUACAGCUCAGAAAGUACCGACGAAGAGUCGAAAACAGAGAAAUCGCCUGCAUUCAAGAAAUUUCUUACAGACCAACAAAUGAAUGAGCUUGGCGCAAAAUUGUUAAAAGCAGAAAUUAUGGGUAAUGAUGAACUAGCAGCAGAACUCAAUAAACAAUUGGAAGAUGCACGAAAGGAACGAUCUGCUUUCAAGGAUCAGAAACUUGCUUCAGAUAGAAAAAAAUCAACAGCAAAGCUUUCAUCUAAAGAGGUUGAAGAGGAGCAUGUCCUGCUUACACACACCGAUGAACGCGGAAACACGCGACCACUUGCUCAAGCAUCACGGUGUGUGGAUGAACGCGAAUUGUAUGGUGGACGCAAUGCACGCAAAAAACAAAGACGACUUGAAACUCAUGUGGAUGGUGAACGGAUGCGUUAUUUCCCGGACGAUGACAAAUACAACAUAAAGCAAAUGUUCGAGCGAGAAAAAUAUACUAGUGCGAGCGAUGCGAACUUGGAGUUUGCAAAAAUUGCGGGUAAACAUAAGAACCCCAACGACGAUUUAGAUGACAUAUUCGCCGACGAAGUAAGAAAGGAUGUAUCACAAUCAUCCUCCGAUCACAGGGAAAUGCAACGCGCUAUAAAUGAGCAUCAGCGUCUUACCGCACAACUGGACAACUGCAGGCAAUGCUUUAAUUCAACAAAAAUGGACAAGAGCCUUAUGGUAUCCAUGGGAGAACAAGUAUAUCUCGCUUUGCCAUGGCAUAUAGGUAUGCAACCAGGACACUGCGUUAUCAGUACAACACAGCACGUUACUUGUAGUACCCAACUAGAUGAAGACACCUGGGCAGAAGUGAAUGAUUUUCGAAAAGCGCUCACACGUAUGUUUGCUGCACAAAAAAAAGAUGUGGUAUAUUUUGAAAUAGCCACACGACUAUCACACCGCCCUCAUAUCACUAUACACUGUGUGCCUAUACCGGAUGAACAGGCGGAGAUGGCUCCAUUUUACUUCAAGAAAGCAGUCGAAGAAUCGGAGCAUGAAUGGAGUGUCAACAAACAGCUAGUAUCCUUAAGCAGCGCUGGCAAGGGAUUACGGAAUUGUAUACCCAAAGGAUUGCCAUAUUUCUGGGUUAAUUUUGGUAUGGAUACAGGAUUUGCGCACGUUAUCGAGGACGAAAAUAGAUUUCCACAAAAUUUUGCUUUCGAAAUUAUUGGUGGCAUGUUAGAGCUGGAUGCAAAGAAAUGGCGCAAGCCGCAGAAGGAACAAAAUAAUAUAGCUAAAGUUAAAAUGUUUGCCGAUUGGUGGAAGAAAUACGACUGCACUAAAUAAGUUGGAAAAGUAAUACAGCUGACUCCAAAAGAAUUACAAGAAAAAUUUAUUUAAUUAUUACUGUUGUUACUGUAUUAUCUGACAACAUAGUAGGUUACAUAUAUACAUAAAUUGUAAUUAAGAAAUCAAUUUUGUUUUGAGUUACA
This is a messenger RNA of Ceratitis capitata (Mediterranean fruit fly), 2714 nucleotides long. RefSeq names its product CWF19-like protein 2 homolog. Gene Ontology annotation, cellular component: post-mRNA release spliceosomal complex. The coding region runs from base 157 to 2568 and encodes 803 amino acids. The record is from RefSeq and is a predicted model, not a curated record. Gene Ontology annotation, biological process: mRNA splicing, via spliceosome. NCBI's taxonomy places the organism in Eukaryota, Metazoa, Arthropoda, Insecta, Diptera, Tephritidae. The transcript has 4 exons.